AUGGGAAUUAGGCCUCCAUGUUGCGAUAAACUGAACGUCAAGAAGGGGCUUUGGACGGCAGAAGAAGACGCCAAGCUUCUCGCAUACGUCUCCACGCACGGAACUGGUAACUGGACUAACGUUCCAAAGAAAGCAGGGUUGAAGAGGUGUGGAAAGAGCUGUAGAUUAAGAUGGACGAAUUAUUUGAGACCAAAUUUGAAGCAUGAAGGGUUCACCCCACAAGAGGAGGAGCUAAUUGUCACCCUCCAUGCAACAAUAGGAAGCAGGUGGUCUAUAAUUGCGAACCAGCUCCCCGGUCGAACCGAUAACGAUGUGAAGAACUACUGGAACACGAAGCUGAGCAAGAAGCUGGCCCUCAACGGCAUCGACCCCGUCACCCACCGCCCUAUCUCCGAGAUCAAGCAAAGUAUAACCACCCUCCACAUCGCCGCCGCCACCGCCGCCAUCUCCACCCAACCGUUUUCCUCCGCCGCUGGCGUCGGCCUCUACGACUCCCGCCUCACCACCCUCAACCGCGACCUCAAAAAAAUCCUCCUUUCACAUUCCACCCCGCCGCCACUCGAACCUGCAACUCUUCCAGCACAUUGGAACGAAGUCAACCGAAACGCUGCCGGAGUACGUGCACUUCCGCCCGCGCCGCCGACACUGCAGGAACUCGAAUGGAUUCAGUUUCUGGCGGAGGAUGCUUUCUCGUGCCUUGAGGAACAAGAUGCUUGUCGUGCGCCGUCGUUCGUUGCCGUUGACGCUGAUUUUGGCGGCUUGGAGGAGGCGGCCGAUGGGCCGAGUUCAUUUAUUGAGCAAAUACUCGAUCGAGAUCGGGAGAUUAUGUCGGAGUUCGCCGGUUUUGUUGGCGGUCAUUAUUAUUUUUAA
Messenger RNA from Dendrobium catenatum, 870 nucleotides. RefSeq names its product transcription factor MYB35-like. Bases 1 to 870 code for a protein of 289 amino acids. The record is from RefSeq and is a predicted model, not a curated record. The transcript has 3 exons. Lineage: Eukaryota; Viridiplantae; Streptophyta; Magnoliopsida; Asparagales; Orchidaceae.